AUGGUGCGUGACUAUACCAAACCAGAAGAUCAUAUUAUUGAGUAUUUGGAUCAUCCCCAUUUUGCUAUCAGAAAUUUGUUGUCCAGAAAAUUGGAUCCGCCAGAUACGUUGAAUGAGGUAGUUACAGCGACAUUGGCAUUGACUGGUUUUCAACAUGUUUCGCGAGUGGGUGAAAUGAGAGGUCAUUCUGCACUACUGAGUGCUUUGGUGGAACGCUGGAGGCCGGAGACUCACAUGUUUCAUCUUCCAGUCGGUGAAGUGACGGUAACACUGGAAAAUGUGAGCUAUAUUCUUGGUCUCCUGAUUAAUGGGGAUGCUGUUACGGGUAGAUCAGAUAGCAGCCACCAGUUUUUGGUGGAGAACUGCAUUGCGUGUUUUGGUCGGGAGCCCGGUCCGGACGAUCACGUGUUGGGAAAGGUUAAUAUUGCUUGGGUCCCGCGGUGCAGAGACACCGAGCCGUGUGAUACUCAAGAGUCUCUCGAGCGGUACGUCCGAGCGCACAUUUUCUGCAUGCUCGGUACAGUUGUGUUUCCGGAUAAGUCGACCGUUUCACUGAACUCGAAGUUUCUACCGCUACUUAGGGAUUUCCACCGGAUUUCAGGGUAUAGUUGGGGAGCAGCCAGUCUGGCACACCUAUACAGAUCGUUGUGUCGUGCCUCACGAUACACCUGCAAGGAAAUGGAUGGCCCACUGAUACUGCUUUUUAUUUGGGUGUGGGAGCGUAUGCCGUUCCUGACACCUAUACCCCGCGAUCAACUCGGCAAUAUUGGUGUUCCACUAGCGCGACGUUUAUAUGGCGGCCAUAUAUGGGAGUGGGGAUUCCGGAUGGCCUCGAACCCCAUAUGUUCAUGUGCUCCACUCAGUCGCCUUUAG
Molecule: messenger RNA, 873 nt
Organism: Arachis stenosperma
Lineage: Eukaryota; Viridiplantae; Streptophyta; Magnoliopsida; Fabales; Fabaceae
Product: serine/threonine-protein phosphatase 7 long form homolog
Exons: 3
Coding region: 1-873 (290 amino acids)
Biological process (GO): meristem development; meristem maintenance
Source: RefSeq, a predicted model, not a curated record